AUGGUCGAUAACAAAUCCAACACACUCAACAUCAUGUCGAACAGACUCGUUUAUGUUAAUUUCAAGUUCAGAACUCUCUUCAUUCUCAGACAACAAAUACCAUGCAUCUCAUCCACAUCACCCUUCUCCACUCAUCCAAGAAACAUCGAUCCCGGUCAACAGAUGAAGUUACUCAAUGACAAAAAGCAGUUCAAACAAACCAUUGAGUUGUUCGAGAGAGAAACGAAGAAGAACAAGGAACAACUGUCCAGUUUCAUCAUCGAUCAGGCGUUGAAAGCAUGUGUACAAGUGCAUGACUUUCGACGUGGAAAAGAUAUUCAUCAGUUGGUUCAACAUCGAUUAUCAGCUGAUUCUUCGUUAGUGAAAUCUCUCAUUCACUUCUACAUGCAAUGUCAUGAUAUGAACACAGCUGAAUCUCUAUUCCACAUGUCGACAAACAAAACGGUGUAUAUUUGUAGUGUGAUGAUGAAGGGAUACAUUGAAAAUGGGAAACCAGAGAAAGCGAUUGAAGUUUUCAAAGGAAUAGAUAAACCUGAUGCAGUUCUGAUCACAUUGUUGUUCAAAGCUUGUGCUCAAGUAGAAAAUCCCAAUGAAAUUCUUAUCGUACUUCUGUUCAAUGCGUGUGCUCGACUACCCUCAAAACAAUCGUUGAAUUUAGUCAAGAAUACCUGGGAACAGUCUCAAGUUAAAUCUCUUCAUAACGAUAAUGUAUUAACUUCUGUGAUCGAUGCGUUGAUGAAAUGCGGAGAUAUCAAGAGUGCGGAAACUGCUUUUGAUACAUCAUUAAACAAGUCGGUAUAUAUGUAUGGUGCAAUGAUGAAAGGGUAUAUAAAAAAUGAAAUGCCAGAGAAAGCGAUCGAUCUUUUCAAACAAAUCACACGUCUUGAUGCAGUUCUCGUCACACUGUUGUUCAAGGCUUGUGCUCAAACACCAUCAAAGGAAUCGUUGAACUUCGUGAAAAACAUCUGGAAGAAGUACCUAAACACGUCUCUUCUCAAUCCCCAUGCAUUUAGCUCUCUAAUCAGUGCUUUAAUGAAACAUAGUGAUGUGAAGAGUGCAGAAAAUGUGUUUCACCAACGAUCGAACAAAACCCUAUCAAUGUACGGUGCGAUGAUGAAAGGAUACAUAGAUAAUGAGGUGCCACAGAAAGCGAUUGAUCUUUUCCGACAGGUGGACAAUCCUAAUGAAAUUCUCAUUCUACUACUAUUUAAUGCAUGUGCUCAACUAACCUCAGAACAAUCGUUGAAUUUAGUCAAGAACGUCUGGGAGCAAUCUCAACGCAGAUCUCUUCUUAGCGACAAUUUAUUAACUUCUGUAAUCGAUGCUCUCGUGAAAUGCGGAGAUGUUAGGAGUGCGGAAGUCGUUUUCGAUGAUUCACCAAACAAAUCGAUAUCGAUGUAUGGAGCGAUGAUGAAUGGAUACAUCAAGAAUGAUAUGUCGAAGAAAGCGAUUGAUCUUUUCCAACAAAUCAAAGAUCCGAAUGAGGUUACCAUAACACUUAUGAUUCAAGCUCUCAUGAAAUGCAAUAAUGUCAAAGACGCAGAAACAUUUUUCCACAGAUCAACAAACAAAUUCGUGCGGAUGUACGGAGCAAUGAUGCAGGGGUACAUAAACCAUGAGAUUCCAGAAAAAGCGGUUAAUCUUUUCAACCAAGUUAACGAACCUGACGAGAUUUUAGUCACACUCCUGUUCAAAGCUUGUGCUCAAAUGCCAUCAGAACAAUCGUUGAACUUAGUCAAAAAUGUCUGGGAACAAUAUAGCACUAAACUUGUCCGUAGCGAAAAUACACUAACUUCCCUAAUCAAUACUCUCAUGAAAUGUGGCGACGUCAACCAUUCAGAAGCCGUUUUCACUGAAUCACGGCACAAAUCGAUAUCGAUGUACGGAGCAAUGAUGACAGGUUACAUUGGGAAUGAAAUGUCGGAAAAAGCGAUUGAUCUCUUUAAGCAAAUCAAUGAUCCAAAUGAGGUUAUCGUCACACUACUCUUCAAUGCUUGUGCUCAACUACCCUCACAACAAUCGUUGGGCUUGCUCAAAACCGUGUGGAAGAAGUAUCAAAACACGUCUCUUCUCGAUGAUCAUGCGCUAACUGCUUUAAUCGAUGCUUUCAUGAGGUUUGGAGAUGUUAAUGGAGCAGAGACGAUCUUCGACAAGUUACCACACAAAGUGUUACCUAUGUAUGGAGCUAUGAUGAAAGGAUACCUUCUCAAUAAAACACCAAACAAGACUCUUGAUCUCUACCAUCAAACCAAAAACAUGAAGGAAACACAGUCAAAUUUCGUCAUUUAUCUACUUGCGAUCAAUGCAUCGGCACAGAUUGCCAUGGCAUCCCAAUGUCAGGCUAUUGUGGAUGACAUUCCACUACAGAUCAUUUCUAAUAGCAAAAUAUCUAACGCUCUCAUAGAUAUGUGGGGUAAAGCUGGUUGUGUGCAAAAAGCUGAAGAGGUUUUCGCCAAUCUUUCAUCGAUUGAUCAAGUCGGAUAUGCAUCAAUGAUUCAUGUUUAUGGCAUCAAUGGAAUGGGUGUGAAAGCACUCCAACUUUUCCAUCAGAUUCCACGAUCGUUGCUUGCCGAUUACACUUAUGUUUGUGUUCUCAAUGCAUGUUCGCAUGCUGGACUCGUUGAUCAAGCUCGCUCGAUCUUCACCAGCAUCGAAUCGAAAACAGAAAAGCAUUAUGCCGCAACGAUGGAUUGUCUAAGUCGAGGAUCACUGUUCGAUGAAGCACAACAGCUGAUCAAUCAAUAUGAACUGCAUCAUCCACCUUCACCUGUCAUGUACAGUAAGUCAGUCGGUAGAAGAGAAAUAUCUAUGAGACGGGUUGUGUUUGAGAAUAUGGAAACAGUUCUCUUCAUGAUCGAAAUGAAUGAGUGAAUGAAUUGAUUUCGUUGUAGUGGCAUUACUAUCAGCUGCAAGAAAUCGAAGAAACAAACAGCUAGUCGAAAGCAUUCACCAACGGAUGAAGAAGCUCUUUCCUCGCUUACCCGAUCUGAUCACA
Adineta ricciae is the source of this 2995-nucleotide messenger RNA. The record is from the annotation of a GenBank genome assembly. NCBI's taxonomy places the organism in Eukaryota, Metazoa, Rotifera, Eurotatoria, Adinetida, Adinetidae.